Dentiscutata heterogama is the source of this 247-nucleotide messenger RNA. The record is from the annotation of a GenBank genome assembly. NCBI's taxonomy places the organism in Eukaryota, Fungi, Glomeromycota, Glomeromycetes, Diversisporales, Gigasporaceae.
UUCAAAUUAUUUAAAUACUUUUGAAGAUUGUAGUGAAGAAGAAAAUUUACAAACACAACUUGAAAAUGAUAUUUAUAUUAGUGAUUUGGAAGAGAAUAGCAUUGAAGUUGAACAAAAAGUAAUUAAACAAAGUAUACAAGAUAUAAGUUUUCAAGAAUCAAUUUCAACAGAUAAAGAAAAUUUGACUAAAAAUUUUGAAUUAUUACCACAAGUUAAAUUAUUUAGUAAAGAAGAAUUAGAAGUUUGA